Molecule: messenger RNA, 5772 nt
Organism: Phymastichus coffea
Lineage: Eukaryota; Metazoa; Arthropoda; Insecta; Hymenoptera; Eulophidae
Product: polycomb group protein Psc-like
Exons: 4
Coding region: 184-2469 (761 amino acids)
Biological process (GO): negative regulation of transcription by RNA polymerase II
Cellular component (GO): PRC1 complex
Molecular function (GO): metal ion binding; promoter-specific chromatin binding
Source: RefSeq, a predicted model, not a curated record
GCGAGCGAGCGAGUGCGCGCCAGCGUCGUCGUCGAGACGCGGCCAGCAAAGUCCUUCGCCUCGGUCGACGCCUGCUUCGACGGCGCCUCUGUCGUGCGCACCUGCCGCGAGGUCUCACCGCCACGAAGCUCUCGGGUGCAGCGCGCGGUGGUCUCUCGGAGCGAGCGGCACGGCCGGUGCACGAUGAUGGAGAAGCUGCAGCGGGAGAGGAGAGCGAUCGUCCCGAAGGAGUGCGCGAAGCCCCUUGUCAAGGACCUCAACCAGCACAUCAUCUGCCCGCUGUGCCGGGGCUACCUCAUUGAUGCGAUCACGCUCGUCGAGUGCCUGCACUCCUUCUGCCGAGGAUGCAUAGUCCAGCGAUUCCGUGAGAGCCCGAAAACCUGUCCCCAAUGCAGCACAAUUGCCGUGGCUCCCCUCGUCCCGGACAUCGCUCUGCAGCGUCUAGUUUACCUCGUGGUGCCAGGCCUGUUUAGGAAAGAGCAGGAAAGACGCCACAACUUUCGCAAGAUCAAUCCGCAUUGCUCGAAUGUUAAUCAGCAGCCGCUCGGCGCCCCUGAUCUCAGCUUCGACGACCUCGUCAGUUUGAGUCUCAGCGAGAUUGGCUCCACGAGCGGUGGCUCCACCAGAUACCUCAAAUGCCCAGCCGGGGUCACGGUCAGGCAUUUGCUCAGGCUACUCAUGCUCAAACGCGGCUGGGACAACAACCACGGCAAUAAUCAAUGCGGGAACAACAAAAUCGAAAUAAUAUACGACGACAGUGCAAAUGACACGAAGAACGAAGCCGGAUUACUCGAUCUGUCGUGGACACUUAUGGAUUUGGCUUGUAUCUUUGAGUGGAAAAGGGAAGCCCCGAUGAAGCUUUUAUACCGAGUCGUACGAGUAGGUGAUGUCGCAACCAAUAAAUCGAUUACCAAUUUUUGCACUAGCAAUACCUCCGACGCGACUAAUCAAGCGAUAGAAAAUAUUCUAAGACCGCCGACACCUCCACCGAGUCCAAAGCCAGCAAUUUAUCGCGGGGACUCAUUGAGCAAAAAUCCGCGUUCGACGAUCGUCGUUGAUCAGUACGAGUCUAAGAAGCCGCGUUGCGAGGUGUCGCCAUUGAUGCGAGCGCCAGAUCCACCGCCGAUCCACGACCGCUCGAGAUCGAGCAAACUCGCCAAGCUGGAGCACAAACGUAAAAAGCGCAAGAACAAGCGCGUUAUCGCCGAAAUUACGACGACGCCACGGGAAGAUCUGUUGAAACUGAAAGUUCGCUUAACUCCUGUUCCCACUCGAGUUCCUUCGAGCGCCGGUGAUGGCAGUCAUUCGAAAGACAAGCUACUGCAAAUGAGGGCCGUGCGGAAAGAUAAGACGAAAAGUAUUGAGCUUCAAAAGCAUAAUAUUUCGAAGGAUCAUAAAGUCAGUUUGGAAAUUGAAGAGGAAAACGUUGUAUCGGAAAGAGAAAGCGGCUCCACUGACGCACAAAAGCCCGUUAGCUCCCCAGAAAAGCUUGCCAACUCCGCGGAUAGCGAGAAGCAAACUGAACCGAAAGUGGAAAAUGAAAAUCAUAGACCUUCCGAAGAUUUGGAAAAGGAUGAAACACCGAAAAAUGAAGAAGUACUUCGUAGAUUAGGCCUAGUUGCUAUUAGCGAAGCUAAUAAAACUAGGCAGGAGCAAUCGAGGAAUUCCAUGCAGUGUGGCUCGGAGAAAGCUGAUCCAGCGGCAGAGAGAGAAAAAUUAGAGAAGCAAUUGCGAGAAAGCAAAGCCAAUCGCGUGCGCAGUUUGUUGGCCGAGAAACAAAUGCGAGACACUUUGAAAAGUAUAAUGUCAAGUGCGAAAGAAACCAAUUCAUCGACCACGACAGCAUCGUCCUCGGCCUCUCCUGCUCCCAGAUGUGAAACGCCUACACCGAGUAGCCUUAAGAGAAAAGACCCGCCUCCAUUAACGCCUUUGCGAAGUGCAAAACGACCAAAUGUUACGUUUGCUCCAGGUUCAUUCACGUCUGGCAAGUUAGAGUCACCUUUGGAUCUCAGAUGUCCACCUAGCAAUGCUCUGGACCUGUCUUCUAACGUGUCGGAUGGGACCACAACUGCGGCUAACGUAGAGCACAAACCAGUAAGUAUUCUUAGGAAUAGUGGCAACAGGACAGCGGACAAGCCAAAGGAUGAAACCAAAUUGCCUCAAGAAUCAAACUUGAAGACUACGCCGGACGCGGCAGUAUCGUUAAUAGGAAAUAAGCUUGGCCCUCAAGUAGACAAAUCGGUCAAACUAACGCAAAACUUUAUCGCUAGCUCGUCGAUCGGGGGACCGAUGAUAGGUGGAAAGGUAGCCUUGAGAAUACCUCAGCCUCACCAGAGGCUUACAGGUUUUGGCAUGAAGAUCAAACCUAGUAUUGGAGUAAGACAUAUACCCAACCCUCAAGCAGUUGUGGCCUCGCAGUACCGGAACCAGAGAACUGGAUAUUUCAGUCUUGCGCAUCAGCCUCCCUAAGUAACGUUUAUGUAAGGUUCUUUACUUUAUCCUACUUUCUUCCUUAGACAAUUAGUAUGAUUGCAUUGGUACGUUGCAAUUAGGUAAACAAAUACUUCUGUUUCGGAACGAUAUUAUUAUUUUUCUUUUGUUUAUGAAUUCGUCUUAUGUGCAAUAUGUCCUAUAUCGUUCGUUAGCUAGAAGAGUGAUAUGAGAGUGUGAUUAUUCGAUUCGUCGAUUUUGAAUCGAUGUCUUGCUGAGUGAAUAUUUGAUAAAAGUAAGCGGUAUUUUAUACACGUCAAUUGGAAAAUAUUCAAACAAAAGGUAGAUUUUACUUUACUCUGAGUGGGAAGGUAUGAUUAGCGUUAGCUUUAGUGAUGAAAACAAACGUUUCUUAACCUACAGUUGGAAAAGAAUCACUUGCUUCAAAUUAACGAUAUGUCAUGAUGUUAUAAAUAUUGUAUGAUAUGGCGUAGGAAUUACGUACCUUUUUGGAUAAUUUUAUCCAGGAAAUUGCACAAAAUAUUGAAAAACCUUCGAAAAAGUACCACUUGACAAAAUUACAAUUAUUGUGAUAAAGUCGCUACUGAAUUAUAUGGACUUAUCGAAUAUUGUCUUGAGUCUAUAUGAAAUUUAUUAUCAAAAUGCAAGCAACUUUUGUCCGAACAAUCAUCAAACAUCCGAAUAAGUGUUCACGGAUAAAGCUAAGCAUUUGGAUAUGAUUUGGAGGGUGUUUUUUAAUAGUAAUAGCAUAUUUUAUUAAUAAGAUGCAUUAAUAACAGCGUGACGUGAAAUCGCGAAUCAAUAUCAAGAAGCAUGUCAGUUAUUUAAGCGCAUAAGAAAGAAUGAUAUUUUUUUUAUAUCUCGUUCCUACAAGUGGAAAAGUUCCUGGAACAAAUAAUCGAAUGAUGAUGUAACUUUUACACAGUUUUAUGCGAAAUAGCUUUUUUAAUAAGAUAUUGAAAAUCUAUUUUGUCAAGUACAAACUGUCCCUCCAAGCGUAUCUAAAUUGAUAACUUUAUUAAUCUGAACGCAAAACAUUCGUAACGACCAAGACGUAGUUCAUCGAUGUUAUUAAGUAUCCCGUCACUUAUCGUAUUGCCUAUGAAUACGUCAAACACAGGUAAUGAUUAGUGUGUAAACGGUAAGUAGAUGUUAGUAAUCAAGCAGAACUUCAUAUAGAUUCAAUCUACACACACACCUAUCCACACACACGCCCGCCCGCCCGCCCGCACACACACACACACACGCACACACACACACACGCGCGCGCGUAGAACGGUGCAUAGAUGGGGCCGGAAAAAUACAUGAGCAUAAAUACAAUAUUUUAUUAUCCUUUUAUACGUUAAGAUUGAAAAAAAUAGACAUUAUGAUUGUGUUCAACGUAGUAUAGUAACACCAAGAUUUAAUUCUUCUUUUUCUCAAAGAAUGAUGAUCUGUUUAGCUGAAAUAAUUUAAAUAACUACAAUUACAGACAACUACUCCUUAAAGAUGCCAAAGAGUGUAAUUUAACGAAUACUUGCAAUACUUAGUGCAAUGUUACUGUAGUUACUGGGCAUCACGCUUUGUAGAAUUUCCGCAAAGUAAAUUUGUCGCCAGUAAUUUUACUACUAUAUUUUAAAGCAUCUGACAUAACAAAAUUGUUAUUGUUGAUAUAAUUUUAAUUCAUAUUGUUUAUUUUGUUCUUUUUCACCAACCAAAUUGGCGUAAUAUCUUGUAAAAUGCGUUCGUUUGGAUUCAUAGUUAUAUGUAAAUAUUGAUUAUUUUGAACGUAAGGGAAUAUUCAAUAUUGGCUAGAACCAAAAAUGCAAAAUCUGAAAGACAUACGCAUUCAGGUAACCGUAGAAAACAAUUUUACACAUUAACAUUAUUUUGUAGAAUCUGUUUGUACUUGAAGAGCACGGUGCUCUUCGAGUAUUUUCACGAAGUGGGUGAUAUAAUUUUUCACUUAUCCAUAAUAACAAGAUGUAACGGUCGAAAUGUGUGCAUUUUAUCGAAAACAAUGACGAAAACUGCCCAUCAAAACUAAAACAGGAAAAAACAAGGUACGCUCAUUCCGAUGAUGUUCAUAGCAGAUAAAAUUGUACAGACUGAAAAAAGAAAAGUUGCAUGAAACGUUUUCGAAGAUACAAUAGAUUUGCUAGCUGUGCGUGUUCUUGUAAUCCAUUGAUCAUUGCAAAAAUCAAAAACCAAAUGUACAAUUAUAUAAGCAGCACCAUCGUCAAGGAAGGAAUCUUUUCCGCACUUAAUACGAUUCGUCGAUUCGUCAUUUAUAAAUCAUAGUUGCGUGCAAAGUAAUAGUGAAACCGUAAUGUGUAUUGCAGACGCUAUAUUUGUGUGAUCUGUCGGGUUAAGGAUAGGACAGGUCUGCCACAAAGUGUUUUAGACUUUUUGUAAAACUUGAUAAAAUAUAUGAAAAAUAUCGACACGCAUGUGUUUUGGAAGUCAGAAAUGCGCUAGAGUGUAAUGUAUCCCUGAGCUUCCGUCGUCCGGUGUAUAAAAAGAACGCAUCUGUGCAUAUAUACAAAACAUGUUUCGUUGAGCUAUCAGUUCAAAAUGUUACUUAUAUUGUUUAGAUUUUUAAUUUACGACAGCGUACUGCGUACUUGUCUUAUUUUAAAUAAUAUAAUAUCGCUCCUCAGUGCAAUUCCUCGUUUUAAAAGUUAGUUUGUAAAAUCGAUUAUUUAUUUAUGCCAUAGUAUUUUUUUAUUUUAUCGAUCAUUAUCGUGUUUGCUGUGUAAACAGGAAAAACAAAUAGCACAUUGCUGUGAGUAAACUCAACCUUAAACGUUGUGUUGUCUGUUUAGACGUGAUGCGCGCCAGAUGUAUGAUAAGUAUAUAACAUAUGUAAAAAUACACAAGUCAGUUUCAUUUGUUGUCGGAUCUUCAGUUACUAGAAUGUUUUCCCUAAUUCUUCGUCUUGUUACGUUUCACCUAUUGUGUACCUUCAUGAUCUCUGUACUACACGCCGAUUAAUCAUUAAUAAAUAUUCUCUUCACAUGUAUAUCUACCUCAGCAUUAUUCAUAUGUCGUCUUCCGUCCCAAAAUUAAGCCGGCCGAGCGCCCAUCGAACGGUCGAUCUUUCAUCUGCUUUUCGUUCUAUGCGAAAACUGACGUAUCAGUCGCGGGAAGCUCCGAGACGCCAAGUACGGCCGAUCGGCAAUCAUGCCAGCGUGCGCAUAUCACGAGCAGCACAGCUUAUCAGCGCAAGAAUGUGGGAGUGAGAGAGGCACUGGUCGCUGGCAGCGGAGCGACGAACCUCGGCAGAGCGACAAAGAGAGAGAGAGAGAGAGAGACAGAGACUGAGACAGAGCUAGGAAUUGG